AUGGACUUCCACAAGCUCCUCUACACCAUCAGUGAGGCUCUGGCCACAGAAGACCUGGUGGCUCUGAAGUUUCUAAGCCUGGAACACAUCCCACUGCGGAAGCAGGAAGGCAUCCGUGAUCCUGAGGCCUUAUUCCUAACACUCGAGGAAAAGGGCAUGAUGGAGGAAGACAAUCUGUCCUUCUUAAAGGAGCUGCUGUUCAGGAUAAACCGCAUAGACAUCCUAACUGAUAAACUGAGCUCCAGCAGAGAGGAGAUGGAGAGGGAGCUUCAAAUUCCAGGGAGGGCAAAGGUAUCUCAGUUCAGGUACCUGCUCUUCCAGCUCUCAGAAAACAUAACAACAGAUGAGUUGAAAUCUUUGAAGUUUCUUCUGAUCAAAGAGCUUCCGAAGUGCAAGCUGGACAAUGAGAUGACACUGAUCGAUGUUUUCAUUGAGAUGGAGAAGAAGGGACUAUUGGCAGAAGAAAACCUAGACACCCUCAAGAUUAUUUGUGAGAAAAUUGACAAAAGCCUUCUGAAGAAAAUUGAAGAGUAUGAAUUAGACCGAAAUGUGGAAAUGUACAUCACGGAAGGACAUGGAGGCCAAACAGGAGUCUCUGAAGUCCAGGACAGCCUUUGGCCUUCUCAGACUGCAUCGGAUUCUCCAGGCAUCCAAGAAGAAAUCCAGCAGCCUGACUUGUACAAAAUGAGCAGCCGGCCCCGUGGAAUCUGCCUGAUCCUGAACAAUCAUGACUUUACAAAAGCAAGAUCAGAGGUGCCUAAACUUCAAAACAUAAAAGACCGGAACGGAACAGACGCCGAUGCAGCGGCUCUGAGAAAGGUCUUUACCAAACUUCACUUUGAGAUAGCAGAACACAAAGACCUCACUGCAGAGCAAAUCCGUCACACAGUGCACGUCUACAGGAACAUGGACCAUCGUGACCGGGACUGCUUUGUUUGCUGCAUCCUCUCCCAUGGUGAUAAAGGCAUCGUAUUUGGUACUGAUGGGCAGGAAACAUCUAUCCAGGCACUAACCACUUCUUUCACUGGCAUGAACUGCCCCUCACUUGCUGGAAAACCAAAAGUGUUCUUCAUUCAGGCCUGCCAAGGUGACACAUUCCAGAGAGGGGUACAUAUAGAAACAGAUUCUACAGAGCUGGAUUCUUCUGUAGAGGCAGAUGCAAGAUUUCAACUGGAGUGCAUUCCAGAUGAGGCAGACUUCCUGCUUGGAAUGGCCACUAUGAAGGAUUUUGUUUCCUACAGAAGCACAACCCAGGGCACUUGGUAUAUACAAUCACUGUGCGAGCACUUGGAGAAGAGCUGUCCACGAGGAGAGGAUAUUCUCUCGAUCCUGACAGCAGUGAACCGGGAGGUGAGCAGGAAGAAUGACAGGCUGAACCAAGGGAAGCAGAUGCCACAGCCCAGUUUCACACUCAGGAAAAAACUCAUCUUCCCAGUCAACUGAACAGGGAACUGUAGUCACCCCAACUUGAAAUCUGCUAUGGAAAAGUCUGCAGUCAGUUCUGGACUUUCGUUUGUUACAAAAUUAGAGCUUUCAGUAUGUGCUCUCAGCUUGGGAACAAACAUACCUUUUUUUUGAAAUGUAGCUUUCCAGAGAGCAGGCUAUUUCAUUAGAAGUGUUCACUUUUUGUAGUCUGUCAGAACUGUGAGUACAACCAGGUUGCUGGAUAGCUCAAUGCUCUCACCAG
Messenger RNA from Emys orbicularis (European pond turtle), 1687 nucleotides. RefSeq names its product caspase-8-like. The transcript has 8 exons. The record is from RefSeq and is a predicted model, not a curated record. Gene Ontology annotation, molecular function: cysteine-type endopeptidase activity; protein binding. NCBI's taxonomy places the organism in Eukaryota, Metazoa, Chordata, Testudines, Emydidae. The coding region runs from base 1 to 1443 and encodes 480 amino acids. Gene Ontology annotation, biological process: regulation of apoptotic process; apoptotic process; proteolysis.